Cottoperca gobio is the source of this 448-nucleotide messenger RNA. Its product is annotated as G0/G1 switch protein 2-like. Lineage: Eukaryota; Metazoa; Chordata; Actinopteri; Perciformes; Bovichtidae. Bases 80 to 448 code for a protein of 122 amino acids. The transcript is spliced from 2 exons. The record is from RefSeq and is a predicted model, not a curated record.
CUAUUACUAGAACAAGCAGCAAACUAAAUCACAGUCUACAUACAACCUUCAGCCCACCAUUGCAUCUCAGCCAUUGGUAAUGGAAAGCAUGCAGGAGUUGAUCCCCUUCGCCAAAGAGAUACUGACUCAGAAACCCAGCCGUGGUUUGCUGAAGGUCUACGUGGUGGGUUCAGUGUUUGCAGUGUUGGGGACAGUCAUUGGCCUGGUCGAGACCGUGUGUCACCCCUUCUCCUCUGGUGAGCCAAUGGAUGCAGAGAUGGACCUCAUGUUGGCCCGGGAGCAGAGAACUAUUGAGGCAGAAACUCAAUGCAGUGAGGGGGGUCAGGAGGAGGAGGAGAAGGAGAAGGAGCUGGCUCAUGAAAACGGGGCCGCGACCCUGAGCAAGCUCUUCUGCAAGACCCCGAGACUCAGCCAACGGAGCAUGGCCAACCGGCUGCACGCUUCAUAA